AUGGGCCAAGUCGGCAAACAGACUUUGACUGCACUUACCCGCGUAGGGGGUAACACCACUGUGUCGGAUGGAGUGAAGCUGGCUUUCGUCAAUUAUGAUGGUGAGAGCUCGCUGGUUGCUGCGUUAACUGAGCAAGACUUUGGCAGCAGCAAAGGCGGGAGUGAAAACAUCGUGCCUAAUGCUUACGGCGUUAACUUCUAUGGUAAUCUCAAACUACAAGACGACAUCCCAGCGCUCAAGCACAUCCUUGCGAGUGUAAAGGAAGUUAAGGAAGUUGGUGCGAAUUGGAUCGCUAUAACACCCAACUUUUGGUAUGAAUAUAGUAGGGGGUUAGGUCCUUUCACAUUUGGAUUUGAUUUCCCCAACAAGAGCGCCACCUUUUACGAUGAAGGCAAAUCGAGAGUCAACACCACUACCUUCACGCUUAACCAGCGUGAGUUGCUUGACAGCGUCAACAGACUCUUGGGUAAAACCGACGACGACAGGAAGAACUCCUAUCAGCCUGCUGCGGAACGUUCCAAGGAGGGGCAGGAAGAACUUGCCAAGGGUGACGGAACAGGCUUUUUGAAGGCUCUGUACGCACGUACAUUCUUUCCUACUGGCGAAGGAGUGUUCGAAACUCAUAAUAACAUUCUAAAGUUGCCAAAGGAGGAUCUGGCUGAGGCUACGCUGGCGGCUCAUGAAUGGGCUGUUGCACAAGCGAGGCGAGCUAAGAUAUAA
Molecule: messenger RNA, 720 nt
Organism: Truncatella angustata
Lineage: Eukaryota; Fungi; Ascomycota; Sordariomycetes; Amphisphaeriales; Sporocadaceae
Exons: 4
Coding region: 1-720 (239 amino acids)
Source: RefSeq, a predicted model, not a curated record